Messenger RNA from Salvia hispanica, 2045 nucleotides. Its product is annotated as Ankyrin repeat family protein. Gene Ontology annotation, molecular function: protein binding. Gene Ontology annotation, cellular component: plasma membrane. The record is from RefSeq and is a predicted model, not a curated record. NCBI's taxonomy places the organism in Eukaryota, Viridiplantae, Streptophyta, Magnoliopsida, Lamiales, Lamiaceae.
AAAGAUUUCUGUGUUUUUCUUUCUUAAACAUUAGAAGAAGAAAAAACAAGAAAAAUUGCACCCAAAUCUUGAUCUUUCCCCAACAAAACUAGGGUUUGUUUUUGUUUUUUUAAUCAAAAACAUAUCUCUAGUAUCCCUUUUGCGGUGUUGAAAGAAGGCAGGGCAGAAAAGGUGGCUCUUUCUUCACAACCAAGGUCCAAGAAUUGGUGUAUUUUGGUAAAAACAGACAGCUUUCCAUAUUGUUGUUGAAAUGAGAGUUGUUGAUUGAAUGUAGGUGAAAGAUGUUAUUUCUGAUUUGGGUGUUUGAGGGGAGGAAGAAAAGGAUAUUUUGACAAUAGAUAAGGGAAGGGGGUUGAAGAUUGUUUAAGAGUAAACAUGGAGGCUCCUGCCAACCCCCGGAAGAAGAUGGUGAAGCAACUGACCGGGAAACGGGAAGACACAGCGCUGCAUUCUGCGGCUAGAGCAGGGCAGAUUGUGGCUAUUAGGAGCAUCAUCAAUGGUGCUGAGGGAGAGGAGGAGCUCGGUGAUCUGCUGUCGAAGCAGAACUCAGCUGGUGAGACGCCGUUGUUUGUGGCUGCAGAGUAUGGCUACUUUGAGGUGGUGCGGGAGAUGAUCAGCCACUACUCUUUAGCCGAUGCAGGAAUCAAAGCCAAGAAUGGAUUUGAUGCCCUCCACAUUGCUGCCAAGCAAGGCGAUUUGGGAGUGGUGAAGGUGUUGAUGGAGUCGCAUCCGGAGCUAUCUAUGACGGUUGAUUCAUCGAACACGACAGCUCUGCAUACAGCUGCGACGCAAGGGCACAUGGAAAUAGUGGAGUACUUGUUGGGUUGGGAGAGAAAUCUGGCUACUAUAGCCAAAAGCAAUGGCAAAACAGCACUCCACUCUGCAGCCAGGAACGGGCAUUUAGGCGUUGUCGACGUCCUUCUGGAGAAGGAGCCCCGGAUCACUACACGAACCGAUAACAAGGGCCAGACCGCACUCCACAUGGCCGUUAAAGGCCACAAUACUCAUGUGGUUGAAAAGCUUAUCACGGCCGAUCCCUCCACCAUCAAUAUGCUCGACACUAAAGGAAACACUGCAUUGCACAUCGCCACUCGCAAAGGCAGAGCUCAGAUUGUGAAGAUGCUGCUCGACCGGAAAGAAACCGACACGAAGCUAGUGAACAAGUCGAACGAAACAGCCAUGGACACUGCAGAGAAGCUCGGGCAGGGAGAGGCAGCGGGCAUCCUGCAGGAGUACGGCGUGGUGAGCGUGAAGAAAAUCAAGCCCGAGCCAGCAACGCGGGCGCGCGAGCUGAAGCAGACGGUGAGCGACAUCAAGCACGAGGUCCACGACCAGCUGGAGCACACGCGGCAGACGAGGAGGCGAGUGCAGGGGAUCGCGAAGCGGCUGGACAAGAUGCACGCGGAAGGGCUGAACAACGCCAUCAACUCGACCACGGUGGUGGCGGUGCUCAUUGCCACGGUGGCGUUCGCGGCCAUCUUCACUGUCCCGGGGCAGUACGCGGACGACCCGCGGGAGCUGGCCCCGGGGGUGUCUCUGGGCGAGGCAAACGUGGCGCCGCAGCUGCCGUUCCUCAUCUUCUUCCUGUUCGACUCGUUCGCGCUCUUCAUAUCGCUGGCGGUGGUGGUGGUGCAGACGUCGGUGGUGGUGAUCGAGUGCAAGGCGAAGAAGCAGAUGAUGGCGAUCAUCAACAAGCUCAUGUGGCUGGCGUGCGUGCUCAUCUCGGUCGCGUAUAUGGCGCUGGCGUUUAUAGUGGUGGGGAGGAAGGAGCGGUGGCUGGCGAUUGGGGUGGCGGUCAUCGGAACCACAAUACUGGCGACGACGUUAGGCACCAUGAGUUAUUGGGUGGUUGUGCAUCGGAUUGAGGCCAAGAACAAGAAGAGUUUGAGAAGGAAGAGCUCUCGAGGCUCCAGAUCCUGGUCGAUUUCCGCGCUCUCUGAUUCUGAUGUUGAUUUCAAGAAAAUGUAUGCAAUUUGAACAAUCCAUGCACAGAGAUAAUCCCAACAAUGGAAUUUGAAAGUUGUUUUGAUACUAAAAGUAAAAUU